AUGGCGGCGGCGCCGCCGUCGGACGAGGAGCUGUUCGCCCAGCUGAGGCGCUUCGGCCUGUCGCCGGGGCCGGUGACGGACAGCACGCGGCCGGUCUACCUCAAGAAGCUGAAGAAGCUCCGCGAGGAGGGGACGGGGACGGGGACGGGGCCGCCGCCGUCGUCCCGGGGCGGGGGAGCGACAAGGCCGCCCUCACCGCGGGCCCUCAGGCCUGCUGCCCGCCGCCGCCCGGGAAGGUGCUGCUGGGCUUCAGCUCGGACGAGUCGGACGCCGAGGCCGCCGCCGCCGCCUCCUCCGCCGGGGAGGCCUCCCGGAGGCCCCCGGGGCGCGGGCCGCGGGCCCCGUCGUGGUGGGGGCGCGAGCCGUCGUCGGCCCCGCGCUGGACGCCCCCCCGGCCCCACAACGGGGGCCGGCCCCCCCCCGGGGGAGGACUACUCCGACUCGGACGACGACGACGACGGCGACGCCCCCCCCUCCGCCGCCUCGUCGGGGGCCAGACCGGACGCCCCCCGCCUCCGCCCCGUCCCCCGGAGGGCCCCGGCCUGCGGCAACCACGUGGACGGCGCCCCCCGCCCCUCGGGCCCCGAGAGGGCGGGCCCGCGGGCCGACGAGGACCCGCUCCUGCGCCAGUUCAAGCGGGAGGAGCCGUCCCCCCCGCCGGGCCUCAGCGCCCACUCCCUGUCCAUGUCCCUCCUCACCGCCGCCUGCCUCUUCUUCCUCGCCCUGGGCCUCACCUACCUCGGCAUGAGGGGCACGGGAGCCAAGGACCGCGGGGGGCCGAGCAUAAAAAAUCCCUUUGGAACAUUUGAAAAAAUACAAGCAACAGACAAGAAUAUCAUGAUGAACGCCUUAUACAAACUUCACGAUAGAUUGGCCCAAGUAGCAGGAGACCAUGCGUGUGGCAAUUCUGUCCAGAAAAGACUUUCCAUCCAGGAAGCAACUGCGUAUUUAAAAAAUUUAGGCCCUGAAUACGAAGAUGUAUUUAACACCUCCCUGAAGUGGAUUUUAGAAAAUGGGCAAGAUGUUGGCAUAAGGUGUAUUGGUAAUGGCACCGGUGAGGAAUUGAAAAAUAUAACAGAUGUGCAAUUCUUGCAGUCUACCAGACCUCAGAUGUCUUUCUGGUGUCGCUUUCGACGUGCGUUUAUUACUGUAACUCACAGGUUAUUGUUACUAUGCUUAGGUAUAGUAAUGGUUUGUGUAGUGCUACGUUACAUGAAAUACCGUUGGACAAAAGAAGAGGAGGAAACUAGGCAAAUGUAUGAUAUGGUCGUUAAAAUUAUAGAUGUUUUGCGAAGUCAUAACGAAGCCUGUCAGGAAAAUAGAGACCUGCAGCCGUACAUGCCUAUUCCACACGUGCAAGAUUCCUUAAUACAGCCCCAGGACAGGAAAAAAAUGAAGAAAAUCUGGGAUCGAGCCGUCGACUUCCUGGCCGCAAACGAAUCCAGAGUUCGUACCGAGACGCGAAGAAUAGGUGGUGUGGAUUUCUUGGUCUGGAGGUGGAUACAGCCAUCCGCAUCGUGUGACAAAAUUUUAGUGAUACCAUCCAAAGUUUGGCAAGGCCAAGCAUUUCACUUAGAUAGAAGAAAUUCACCACCCAAUAGUUUGACGCCAUGUCUAAAGAUUCGAAAUAUGUUUGAUCCAGUUAUGGAAAUAGGGGAUCACUGGCAUUUGGCAAUUCAAGAAGCAAUUUUAGAGAAAUGCAGUGAUAACGAUGGCAUUGUCCACAUCGCCGUAGACAAAAAUUCACGUGAGGGCUGCGUGUAUGUUAAAUGUCUAUCUCCGGAAUAUGCCGGGAAGGCUUUUAAGGCAUUGCAUGGUUCGUGGUUUGAUGGGAAGUUGGUAACAGUAAAAUACCUGCGGCUAGAUAGAUAUCAUCAUCGCUUUCCCCAGGCUCUUAAUUGCAACACUCCCUUGAAGCCAUCCAACAAACAUAUGAACUCCAUGUCCCACCUACGUCUUCGGACAGGCACAAGUAAUCCUCAGGGAGGGUCCUGAGGAGACUUUCUACCACUGUUAGGACUGUUAUUUGCAGCAGGAAAAGAGUUCCUGUUGGGCUGCCCGUCUUCCUUUUUUAAACGCUUUUUUGUAUGUAAUAUUUCCAACGAUGACUACCAGUCUCUUCAAAUGGUCCAGAAUCGGACGUUGUCCAAAAGGGACUCAGCGGUGAAUGGGUAACGCUGCGAGGGAUUCGAACAAUUGUCCCAUACAACUUUGGGAGCUCAAAUAAACCGUCGUGUUUUAAAAGCUUUGCAUGAAGAGAAAUGAAUUUAUUCAACAUUUCAGAUAUGGUGGUUGGGCUUCUUUUUCUCCUCUCUGUUUUUUUCUUUUCUUUCCUUUUUUUUUAAAAAAAUUGCACCAAGAAGUAUUUUGAUAAUCCAAGAGCAUGGCAGAGAGAAAACUUCUGGUAUUUCCAUAGUUUACUUUGAACUAAUGUGAAUUUUUAUCAUCAACCACCGAUAACAAUUUCCGAUGGCUCGGAGGUCAGAGCGUUCAUUUCUCAAUUUAAACUUAGGUUUCUGUUUGCUGUAAGAGGUUCGUUUGCAAGAGCUGGAUCGUGGCAAAAAAAAAAAAUUCAUCGGGCUUUAGUGAUUACAUGUAAAGUGUGAAGGGACGCAGAUACACUUCAACAGGUUUUUGUAUAUAUGUGUAAAAUGCUGGUUGGGGGCAACUGUAGUCUUGUGAGGAUGUCUGCAUUAAAGCAGUGAAUAAGCUUCCUAUUUUAUUCAUAAUCUAAUGUUUUCUAUAUUUUGGGCUGUACCAUCGCAUAGGUCAAAUGGCCAAACACCUAAAAGUAUUAGAUACCAGUUUCAAAAAUAUCUUUUCUAAGUUUUAUACCAAGUGUCUGACUAUAAUUUUGUGUGAAAGGUCUGAUCCCAAUUGUAAUGGAUUCAAAUUCACGUGAGCAAUAAAGAAGCAAUUGGCAGAUACUGGAAAAACAUCUCGUGGAAAGCUGUAUUUAUUGGAAGACCAGGGCUGUGACAAAAUACCAUUGGGAGUUGGUGUAAUUUUUCUCAAAUCUAUUGAUAACUUAAUAAAGUUGUAAUUACCCAGUUAUCUGUGAAGUUGGAAGCAGGGCUGGUUUUCUGCAAGAAAAUGUGUAUUUUUUGGACUGAUGAGAUUUUUGAUUUUGGGUCAUGAGAGGUGGAAGGUACGGGCAUUGAAUGAGUGGCAGUUACUUUAUGCCUCAGUAUUAAGUUUUGAGUAUCAGCGCAGUGAUUUUAUUACCGUUUUACUUGGUAACGGUAAAACCGUGGCGGGGUAGAGUUGGGUAGGAAUCUGCCAACUCGCCCGACAAAUACCUUGUUGAUACGGCCCAUCGUUGUCAGUCAUCCGGAUAUCGCUAUGCGAGAAUGGCACCCGAUCAGCCAAGUCGGUUCUAAGGCUGUUUUCAUUUUCAUCUUUUGUACACGUGUUGGUUUUGCAGCAUGGACUUGCACAGAUAAUGCACGUUUUCUGGUUGAGUAAACAUGAUGCACAUAUUCUGCAACAGAAAUUCCUAUUGUGCCUUACCUUUGUGCUUUUGUGGGCACCAUGUUUAUGAAGAAUAAUGGCGGAUUUGUUACCUGAAGAGAAUACAUUUUAAAUUCUCAGUUUACGUCUCAGAUGCUAAAGUGUGAAAAUAUUAAAAAAUCUAUAUAUAUAUAUAUGUGUACAUAUAUAUAAUAUAUAAAAUAACUGAUCUUGCUGUAUUUUAUGUGCAUCGUAGUGGUUUGUUGACCUGAGCUUAGUGACCCCAUCUUGUGACCUGUUGCAAGAGUGAAUGUAAAAAUAAGCGGUGGCAUUUUUAAAGGUCGCCUUUUGGAUGCAGUUGCAUCUUUCUUGCUUCUAAAAUAUAUUUCAUGUAAACACUGUACAUUUAUUAUUGUAAUAUGUACCAUAUGCAGCUUAUUUUACCCUCAAAUGUUAAGCUGACCAAUAUCCCUUCCUGCAAGACAGAUGGGAAAUGUGUAUAAUAUCUAGACAUUUGAAAAGUUCAGAUGUUUGAUGUAAUUUGUCACUUGUCCUGUAAAAAAAACAAAAACCCACAAAACACAGAAACU
This is a messenger RNA of Tachyglossus aculeatus (Australian echidna), 4040 nucleotides long. It is a transcript of the gene LEMD3, whose product is annotated as LEM domain containing 3. Gene Ontology annotation, biological process: negative regulation of BMP signaling pathway; nuclear envelope organization. The record is from RefSeq and is a predicted model, not a curated record. NCBI's taxonomy places the organism in Eukaryota, Metazoa, Chordata, Mammalia, Monotremata, Tachyglossidae. Gene Ontology annotation, cellular component: nuclear inner membrane. Gene Ontology annotation, molecular function: chromatin DNA binding.